Messenger RNA from Sceloporus undulatus (fence lizard), 942 nucleotides. Its product is annotated as olfactory receptor 10A7-like. Gene Ontology annotation, cellular component: membrane. Gene Ontology annotation, biological process: G protein-coupled receptor signaling pathway. The transcript is spliced from 2 exons. Gene Ontology annotation, molecular function: G protein-coupled receptor activity; olfactory receptor activity. NCBI's taxonomy places the organism in Eukaryota, Metazoa, Chordata, Lepidosauria, Squamata, Phrynosomatidae. The record is from RefSeq and is a predicted model, not a curated record. The coding region runs from base 1 to 942 and encodes 313 amino acids.
AUGGAAAUUAAAUCCCGUCAAUAUCCUGCAAUAACAGAGUUCAUCCUCCUGGGUCUUUCUGAUGAGCCUCAUAUGCAAGUUGUAUUAUUCUCAACUUUUCUAGCAAUUUAUAUAAUCAUUCUGGCUGGAAAUCUUCUCAUCAUUCUCCUUACUUUGGCUGACCCUGCCCUUCACACACCCAUGUAUUUCUUCUUAAGAAAUCUUUCCUUCCUGGAGAUCUGCUACACAUCGGUCAAUGUCCCCAAAAUGCUUGAAAGCCUCUUCUCUGGAAAGAAAUCCAUCUCAUUCAUUGGCUGUGCUCUGCAAACCUAUUUUGACUUCUUCCUGGGUGGCUCAGAGUGUUUCCUCUUAGCCUCAAUGGCCUAUGAUCGUUACGUUGCCAUUUGUAAGCCACUGCACUAUCCUGUCCUGAUGAGCCAAAAAGUGUACACAUUUCUAGCAGUUGUAUCCUGGUUAAGUGGCUUUUUAAUGUCUUUUAGUCACACUAGCAUGGUCUUUACCUUGCCCUUUUGUGCUUCCAAUGUGAUCAACCACUUUUUUUGUGACAUACCCCCAUUACUGAAACUGGCCUGUGGAGAUACAACUAGGACUGAAAUUGCUGUGUUUACAGUAGCUAUGAUUUUUGUCACUUUCCCUUUUGUCCUGAUCUUGAUGUCUUAUAUUGGCAUCAUCAACACCAUUUUGAAGAUCUCUUCCUCUGAGGGCCGGAAGAAGACCUUCUCUACCUGCUCUUCACACCUGAUUGUUGUGACUUUGUUUUUUGGUUCUGCUUGUAUUAUUUACUUGAAGCCCAAUUCCAGUUACUCCCCAAACACUGAUAAAUAUCUUUCUCUGUUCUACACUGUUGUUGGUCCUAUUUUAAACCCUGCCAUUUACAGCUUGAGAAAUAAAGAAGUGAAAUGUGCCUUUAUGAGGAUAUGGAAAAGAAAACCUUUAAAGUGA